Vombatus ursinus (common wombat) is the source of this 2520-nucleotide messenger RNA. RefSeq names its product FCH and double SH3 domains 1 (gene FCHSD1). Gene Ontology annotation, cellular component: recycling endosome; neuromuscular junction. NCBI's taxonomy places the organism in Eukaryota, Metazoa, Chordata, Mammalia, Diprotodontia, Vombatidae. The transcript is spliced from 20 exons. The record is from RefSeq and is a predicted model, not a curated record. Gene Ontology annotation, molecular function: protein binding. Gene Ontology annotation, biological process: regulation of actin filament polymerization; neuromuscular synaptic transmission. The coding region runs from base 88 to 2160 and encodes 690 amino acids.
GGGGCGGGGCUUGUCUGGAGGGGUGGGGCCUCCAGGAGUUCCGGAGUCAGAGUCACAGCUUCGGUCGGGUCUGGAACCAGAGUGAAGAUGCAGCCGCCGCCGCGAAAAGUGAAGCCGGUCCAGGAGGUGAAGCUGUGCUUUCUGGAGCAGCUGAGCAUCUUACAGAGUCGGCAGCAGAGAGAGGCCGACCUACUGGAGGACAUCAGAUCUUACAGUAAACAACGGGCAGCCAUUGAGAGGGACUAUGGACAGGCAUUACAAAAAUUGGCUGGGCCAUUCCUGAAGAAAGAAGGACAUCGGGGCUUGGAGACUGAUAGCAGGACUGUGUUUAAUGCCUGGCGAUGCCUGCUGGAGGGCACCAUGGCGGGGGGCCAGGCCCGAGUUCUUGCCGCUGACCGAUACCGAGACUUGGCUGGGGGCACAGGGAGAAAUGCCAAGGAGCAGCUGCUUAGGAAGGGUGCUGAGCAGUUGCAGCGGGCCCAGGCUGAAGUGCUGGAGUCUGUGAGGGAGCUGAGCCGGAGCCGGAAGCUGUAUGGGCAGCGGGAGAGAGUGUGGAGCCUUGUUCAGGAAAAGGCAGCUGAUGUCCAGGCCAGGCUGAAUCGAAGUGACCAUGGUUUGUUUCAUACUCGGACCAGCCUUCAGAAACUCAGCGUCAAGUUAUCAGCCCAAUCAGCCCAGUACUCCCAGCAAUUGAGUGCUGCCCGGAAUGAAUAUCUGCUUAGCUUGGCAAGCACCAAUGCCCACCUUGGGCAUUAUUACCAAGAGGAGCUGCCUGCGCUGCUCAAGGGCUUGGUUGGGGACCUGUCUGAGCAGCUGGGUGACCCCCUGGCCCUGUUGAGUCGCACAGAACUGGAAGCUGCCCAGCAGGAACUGGAACUGGCCCAGAGAGGGAGACAGGUGAUCACUCAGGUAAGCUGGGAACAAGAGUUGCUGCACUUUCUCCAAGAGCCUGGAGUGUUCUCCCCCACACCACUACAGCAAUUUCAGCCAAUGGGAUCUGACCAGGUGUGUGUGCUGGAGCUGGAAGGAGGCUCAGGGGGUAUUCCAGGAGAAAGUGGCCUGAAGAAGGAGGCUCAGCACUGGGCCAACAGAGCUGCCCGAGAUUACAAAGUCCAGAGUCAUGGGCAGCGGGUGCUGCAACGGUUAGAGCUGAAAAGGCAGCAGGCCCCGGAACGGGAGGCCUUAGGUGUGGAACUUCGACUUCAGGAAGUUAAAGAGAGUGUUCGUCGUGCUCAGGUCAGCCAGGUGAAGGGGGCUGCUCGACUGGCUGUGCUGCAAGGGGCUGGGUUGGAUAUAGAGCAGUGGCUUCGGCCAGCUAUGUCCCAGGCCCAGGAAGAGCUGGAGCAGGAGAGGCGGCUCAGUGAGGCCCGGCUAUCCCAGAAAGGAGACCUCUCUCCCAUGGCAGAGGAUGCAGAACUGUCAGAUUUUGAGGACUGUGAGGAGGGGGGGGAGCUGUUUCAAGAGCCAGCUCCCCCAACCCUCUCCGCUAGGUCCCUCCCUUGCCCGGCACAUGUUGUCUUUGGCUAUCAGGCCGGGCGGGAGGAUGAGUUGACCAUCACAGAAGGGGAGUGGCUGGAGGUCGUGGAGGAUGGGGACGCAGAUGAAUGGGUCAAGGCUCGGAAUCAGCAUGGUGUGGUGGGUUAUGUCCCAGAGCGAUACCUUGACUUCCCAGACCUUGCUGCUCCUCAGGAGGGACACCACAGUGACAACCCCCCAGGGGGAAAUUCCACAGUGUGCCUGGCCCGAGCCCUGUAUAGCUAUGCAGGCCAGAGCGCCGAAGAACUGAGCUUCCCAGAAGGAGCAUUGAUCCGGCUGCUGCCCCGUGCCCAGGGUGGUGUGGAUGAUGGCUUUUGGAGGGGAGAGUUUGGGGGCGAAGUUGGAGUUUUCCCUUCCCUGUUGGUCGAGGAGUUGUUGGGCCCUCCAGGACCCCUGGACUCCCCAGACCAAGAAGAGAUGCUGCCAUCCCCAUCCCCCCCAAACUUCUCUCCUCCAGCUCCCAUCCCUACUGCUGGUAGGACUGCAGGAGCUCUGUCUGAGGACCACCCACUGGAUUGCUUUGGCCCAGUUGAUUCAUCAACCCCUCGUCUCCGGCCGCUUCGCCCACCCCCACCCCCACCCACCAAAAUCCUGGAGCCUGAGAGAUUGGAGCCCCUCACCUGAGCCCAAUGGGGAGUCCCAGCCUCCUCCUUAUCAAUGCCUCCCAACUGUUGAGUGGCUGCCACCAGAGAAAGUGUGAUGACCUCUCCCCAACCUCAUCUCCCCUCAUGGAAGCCAAGGCUGGGGCAGGGCCCUAGAACACCUAGGCAGUAUAGAUGGGUCAGGUUUCCUGUGUUUUGGAUUGCCGUCCUGAGGCUGUGGCCACUAAUGACUUGUCCCACCACCCACCUCCCUCUCCCCACCCCUGCCCCUGGUGGGUUGGGGGGGAGGGGUCAAAGUUGUGGGAACCAGUGUGCAGAUCCGCUGUAAUAGUCUGAGCUGAUUUAUUGACAGUGCAAUAAAGGGGCGAGGAGCCCAAGCCAG